UCCCGUGAGGCUUCGCUCCCCGCGCCUGCGCAGAGCCCAGGGCCACGUCGCUUUUGCGGCGACAGCGACCACGCGCCUCACCCAUGGCUUCCGCGGACUCUCGCCGAGUGGGGGAUGGCAGUGGUGCCGGGGGCAACUUCCAGCCCUACCUAGACUCCUUUCGGCAGGAGCUGCAGCAGACAGACCCGACGCUAUUGUCAGUAGUGGUGGCGGUUUUUGCGGUGCUGUUGACGCUGGUGUUCUGGAAGCUCAUCCGGAGCAGAAGGAGUAGUCAGAGAGCUGUUCUUCUUGUCGGUCUGUGUGACUCCGGGAAAACAUUGCUCUUCGUCAGGUUGUUAACAGGCCUUUACAGAGACACUCAGACAUCCAUUACUGACAGCUCUGCUACAUACAGAGUCAACAACAACAGGGGCAACAGCCUGACCUUGAUUGACCUCCCUGGCCAUGAGAGCUUGAGGCUUCAGUUCUUAGAGCGAUUUAAGUCUUCAGCGAGGGCUGUUGUGUUUGUUGUGGAUAGUGCAGCAUUCCAACGAGAGGUGAAAGAUGUGGCUGAGUUUCUGUUUCAAGUCCUUAUUGACAGUAUGGGUCUGAAGAAUACACCAUCAUUCUUAAUAGCCUGCAAUAAGCAAGAUAUUGCAAUGGCAAAAUCAGCAAAGUUAAUUCAACAGCAGCUUGAGAAAGAACUCAAUACCUUACGAGUUACCCGUUCUGCUGCCCCCAGCACACUGGACAGUUCCACCGCUGUCCCUAUUCAGCUGGGAAAGAAAGGCAAAGAGUUCGAAUUCUCACAGUUGCCACUCAAAGUGGAAUUCCUGGAAUGUAGUGCCAAGGGUGGGAGAGGGGACCCUGGCUCUGCUGAUAUCCAGGACUUGGAGAAAUGGCUGGCUAAAAUCGCCUGAGGGCCAGCUCCAAAGCACAAGGCACGGACUCGGUUUGGGGAAAAGGGCUAUGGUAGUCUCGAGCUGAUAAAGAAGAGGUACAAAACGCGCUUAGAAACAUUUCCUUGUUCUGGAAACAAAUUACUGUUGAAACCA
Molecule: messenger RNA, 1034 nt
Organism: Otolemur garnettii (small-eared galago)
Lineage: Eukaryota; Metazoa; Chordata; Mammalia; Primates; Galagidae
Gene: SRPRB
Product: SRP receptor beta subunit
Exons: 7
Coding region: 84-899 (271 amino acids)
Biological process (GO): protein targeting to ER
Cellular component (GO): signal recognition particle receptor complex
Source: RefSeq, a predicted model, not a curated record